CCAAUUUGUCCAUAAUAGCGGUUUUCUUUGUAAAUAAUUUCCCAUUGAAAAUGUCAUUUAUAAUUUGUCUGAUCCGUGUUUAUGGGUUGUCUGUGGUUGGAAUGAAUUAAAAAAAUAAUACAGAAAACGAUAUUUACUGUAUAAAAAAAUCUUUACUUCUAAUUUCUAUUACAUCUAUAUAUAUAUGGCGAGCGCAUAUUUCAUCAUGAAAAUAAUACGACGUAAACGCCAAAAAGCACUGAGAAAACAAUUAUCUACAAUUAAUAUUGACAAAGAAUUUGAAUUAAACAAAAAUAAAGAUUUUCAGAAGUGUAGGAUAUGUUUAAAUAAAGGUAACAUUCCUAUUUUUUCGUCUCAAGAAGACAUUUCUCAGGAUAUACGUAUAUUUGGUGAUAUAGACAUAAGUGAAUAUGAUGAGUAUCCUAAAUAUUUAUGCAAUUCUUGCCAUUCUUUAUUACAAGGCGCUAUAAUCUUUCGAAAGUCUGCUAAAGACUCUGAUAGAUUUCUACGUAACUCGUCUAACUUUUCUGAUGAACAAUCAAGUAACACAUUCUUGGGAGAUGAAAAUGGAGCUAAAGACAUAAUUAAUGAACUUUCCCCCGAUUCUUAUAACUGUAAAACUUGUAAUAUUAAGUAUUCCACUAAAGAAGAGUAUUUACUACAUAAAAAUUCGAAACAGCAUAGAAAUGUUCGAAUCCAGUGUUCAAUAUGUUACAGAUUGCUAACUGUCCAAUUAUACAAUAAACAUUUAGAACGACAUCAAUCAGCUUCACAUCUCAUCUGUGAAGUGUGUGGAAAACUUUAUCGCAAGGACAACUUGUUUAGGCACCUCCAGUUGCACAGUUUUGAUUUGCCAUUUAAAUGUCAAAUGUGCCCAUACAGGGGCCGAUUUUUAGAAUCGCUCAAGAUUCAUAUGCGGACUCAUACAGGAGACAAGCCCUUUUCAUGUGACAAAUGUGAAUUGAGAUUUUUAACUAGAAGCAAUUUGAACAGGCAUCUAUUAACUCAUAAAAAAGAUAGACCUUAUAAAUGUACGGAGUGUGGAAGAGGGUUUUAUACAAAGCAUGAUAUGGGUGCCCAUUUCAAAUCUGAUCAUGCUGGAAUUAAGGACUUUGGAUGUAAACUGUGUGGCAAUAAGUAUGGAACACGAAAAGCACUUAUGAGACAUGAGUUGAGAGUCCACAAAAGGGAUAAGAUGGCCAAGGGAAGGAUGCCAUUAUAUUUACAGGCAGAAUAUAGAAAGCCCCAUGAAUCUUUAUGAAUCAUAGUAUCUCAUUUAUAUUGGAAAAAUAUUCUAGUCAAUUUAUAAAUGAUUCAAACUGUUAAUAUAUUUUAUUCCACAACAAAAAGGUACACUUCAAUACAAUUUUUAAUGUGUAAACAUGAACAUCUAAUAAUAUCAAAGCAGUUCUUGUACAUAUAUAUUUAAAUGUAUACAAACAUCUCAAACAGUGCUAAUGCUAAGUAAAAUUGUUUUACCUAAACAAUACAAUGAAUCGAGGGUCCAGGAAAUCAUGAAUAACAUAUCAAUAUUAAAGAGGCCCACAUUGUGAUCACACAAUUAUAUGAGUGUACUGUACUUCAAAUGUUUGUUUUAACAUUAGACUUUUAUUAAUAGAACUUUCGUUUUUCAUAAGCAUGAUCUUGAAAAACAAAUGAAAACAAUUUAUCCUUAAUUAUGAUGAGUUUUCUAUAGUUACUUUAAAAUAAUAAUAAAAAUAUAGUAUUGGUAUAAAAAUC
This is a messenger RNA of Achroia grisella, 1740 nucleotides long. Its product is annotated as gastrula zinc finger protein XlCGF57.1-like. Gene Ontology annotation, molecular function: RNA polymerase II transcription regulatory region sequence-specific DNA binding; DNA-binding transcription factor activity, RNA polymerase II-specific; zinc ion binding. The coding region runs from base 185 to 1261 and encodes 358 amino acids. The transcript has a single exon. Gene Ontology annotation, cellular component: nucleus. Lineage: Eukaryota; Metazoa; Arthropoda; Insecta; Lepidoptera; Pyralidae. The record is from RefSeq and is a predicted model, not a curated record. Gene Ontology annotation, biological process: regulation of transcription by RNA polymerase II.